UGCCGCAUCCAGAUUUCAGUCUAUAACAGAGCGUCCAAAGAGCUACUCCUCCCCGGGCUUGCUUUAUUUGAACGAACUUUUUGGAGGCAGAAAAAAAGAGUAGAAGUUGGAAAUUCUGCUGUUUUGGCGGUCAGUUGCGCGGUCAGUUUACGCCCAGCAGAAACAGAGCAGCGUUAAGCACCAUGGAGAGCGGCGUGAUGCACAUCUUUAAAGAGGAUCGGUGUCCUUCGGGCCAGCCGGGGGAGUGCAUCCCAAACUUCACCUGGCAGCCUGGCUUGUCGGACAUCUUCAACUAUACUCCCAACGGUACCUGGGACAAUGAACCCGAACCGAUGUCGCCAAUCAUCCCAAUCAUAGUCGCCGUGUACUCGGUGGUGUUUGUAGUUGGCUUGGUGGGCAAUUGUUUGGUGAUGUAUGUCAUCAUUAGGUACACCAAAAUGAAAACAGCCACCAACAUCUACAUCUUCAACCUGGCUGUCGCAGACGCUCUGGUCACCACCACCAUGCCCUUCCAGAGCACUGACUACCUUCUCAGCUCCUGGCCGUUUGGAGAAGUGGCAUGCAAAGUCUUCAUCUCCAUCGAUUACUACAACAUGUUCACAAGCAUUUUUACCCUGACCAUGAUGAGCGUGGACCGUUACGUGGCCGUGUGCCACCCUGUUAAGGCCCUGGAUUUCCGCACACCUGUCAAAGCAAAGAUCAUCAAUGUGAUCAUCUGGAUGCUGUCGUCUGCUGCUGGGAUCCCUGCCAUGGUCCUCGGCAGCACUAAUACCAAUAAUGGGACCACAGAGUGUGCUUUACAAUUUCCUGAACCUUACACCUACUGGGACACCCUGAUGAAGAUCUGCGUCUUCAUCUUUGCCUUUGUGGCACCACUCAUCAUCAUAACCGUCUGCUACACACUGAUGGUGCUGCGGCUGAAGAGUGUGCGCCUUCUGUCAGGCUCACGCGAGAAGGACCGCAAUCUGCGUCGGAUCACCCGCCUGGUGCUUGUGGUUGUCGCAGUCUUUGUGGUCUGCUGGACACCGAUCCACAUCUUCAUCUUGAUCAAAGCGCUUUCAACCAAUGUGCCUGAGACCACCGCUGUCAUGGCUGCCUACUUCUUCUGUGUGGCGCUGGGCUACACCAAUAGCAGCCUCAACCCCAUUCUCUAUGCGUUCUUGGAUGAGAACUUCAAGAGGUGCUUCAGGGACUUUUGCUGCCCUGGAGUACAGGGUCACAGUGACUGUCAGGGAGUGAGCAGAGUUAGAAGCACCCUGAGGGAUCACACGUACCCCACUGAAGCUCGGGGCGACACGAAGCAGGCCAGGUCCGUAUGACUAGCCAUGGACAUGUCCUCUAUGCUUUAUCAAAGCUGGGAGGACUCAAAUGAUCUGUGUUUGACUCAAAUCACCACUGCCAUCUGAGCAAGAGUUGGUAUUCUCAAUAAGUUCUACGAAAACAUCAAAACCAAGAAGUGAUCUGACCAAAUUCCCCACAUACUAUUAAUCCCCCACCAGAAAUAGUGUCAGUUUAUUUUGUUUUUAGUAAUAAUUAAUGAAAAUGUCUGUGCCUUGAAACUAUAUAUACAGACAUAUGUAUGGCACAAGUGAUUUUGAUUCCAUUGUGUAAUAUUUAGGGAGUUCUAUAAACAGAAAUGUAUUCAGUACCUUGUUUCUUUAAUGUGAAUCUUAUGAGAAUAUGAGCCAUUGUGUUAUAGUGUUCUUACUGUGACUGUUUAUCACCUAAAGCUGGCAUGGAUCCACUUUCGUUCUUUCGUCAUAUUUCUACAAUAGUUCUAAACUGACAAAUCAAACUCUGGCUCAAGAAAGAGCCUCUGAGUCUUUAAUGGACACUA
Molecule: messenger RNA, 1837 nt
Organism: Melanotaenia boesemani (Boeseman's rainbowfish)
Lineage: Eukaryota; Metazoa; Chordata; Actinopteri; Atheriniformes; Melanotaeniidae
Gene: oprk1
Product: opioid receptor, kappa 1
Exons: 4
Coding region: 183-1319 (378 amino acids)
Biological process (GO): G protein-coupled opioid receptor signaling pathway; neuropeptide signaling pathway; sensory perception of pain
Cellular component (GO): membrane; neuron projection
Molecular function (GO): neuropeptide binding; dynorphin receptor activity
Source: RefSeq, a predicted model, not a curated record